Penicillium bovifimosum is the source of this 312-nucleotide messenger RNA. Its product is annotated as putative NADH-ubiquinone oxidoreductase 12 kda subunit. The coding region runs from base 1 to 312 and encodes 103 amino acids. The record is from RefSeq and is a predicted model, not a curated record. The transcript is spliced from 2 exons. NCBI's taxonomy places the organism in Eukaryota, Fungi, Ascomycota, Eurotiomycetes, Eurotiales, Aspergillaceae.
AUGCCAACCGCCGAGUCCGCCGCCUUCCUGGCCAAAAAGCCCACCGUGCCCCCGACCUACGAAGGCGUCGACUUCGAAGACAACGUCGCCGUCCACAACGCCCGCGACGCUAUCAUUCGCGAACAAUGGGUGCGCAGCAUGAUGGCUCGUCUUGUUGGUGAAGAGCUCGGCAAGUGCUAUGCGCGCGAGGGCGUGAAUCACCUUGAGAAGUGUGGUGUUUUCCGAGAGAAGUACUUCGAGCUCAUUAAGGAGCGUAAGGUUAAGGGAUACCUCGGACAGGAGAAGAACCGCUUUGGUGGAGAGUCUGCAUAA